Messenger RNA from Danaus plexippus (monarch butterfly), 1278 nucleotides. RefSeq lists its product as uncharacterized. The transcript is spliced from 4 exons. The record is from RefSeq and is a predicted model, not a curated record. Lineage: Eukaryota; Metazoa; Arthropoda; Insecta; Lepidoptera; Nymphalidae. The coding region runs from base 682 to 1233 and encodes 183 amino acids.
UAAUAAAUUCAUAGUAAACAUAAAUCUAUAUUACAUAUUAUUUCUAAAUUUAAAGUGAUUUAAUAACAUCAUUUUUUACAAAAAUAUUUAAUACACUAAAUUUCAAGUUUACAGAUAUUUUAUUAUCCUUAACAAAAUGGGUCCCCGCAGAAUGAUAACUCCAUUAAGAAAUAGUAAAAGUCGCGAGUUAAGGGGCGGUAUGCUGUAUACUGACUGUUUUUGCCUUCGUCGAAAUGGAUUGCAAUAUGACUGUCGUAGAAGUGGUUGCCAAUCGUCUCCACUGUGUGAAAUACAACCAGUUCCGUUAUGUGGUCCGGCUAAAAUUGCAUGCGCUAAACAUAGUUUUAAUCCACAUGCUGAGCCCUUGAGCAUAAUUUGCAAGAUGAGACAUUAGAUCAUUCACAUUAUUGAACUCUUUUGUCGAAAACUUAUUUCUGUUAUAAAAAUUCUGGCAUGUUAGAAAAUUUAAAUUGGAUUAAUAUUUUGUAGCGUGAAUUGAAAUUAGAAACCAUCGCCAGAUGAUUUCUGUCUUCUAUUUAGUACAGAUGUAUUUCGCAUAAAUUUAUUAAAAAAAUCACAUAAAUUCAAAAUUUUUAAGUGAAAAUAUCUCAUCAUAUUUUGAAUAAAAUCAAAGAAAAAUAAGUAAAAUCUGAAAAUCAUCUCUCCUUAACGGUAUCCAAGAUGUGUUCUCCAUGUGGUCCGAUGGUAUGCUAUAAAUAUGAAGACUGCGGCCCACCAAUCCUGAAGUCCAAUGAUGCAGCCCCGAGGACGGAGGAGAGUGGUACAGAAAAAAAGGAUGAAAAAGAAAAUCAACUUAAAAGGACCAAGAGCCGUGAGCUAAGAGGCGGUAUUAUGUAUUACAGUUGCCACUGCAUUAAACGAAAUGGGCUUCAACAUGACUGCAGAAGAACUGGUUGUGGAGGGGAGCCUGCAUGUCUUGUGCUGCCAGAUCCUCUUUGUGCGCCUAGUCAACUUGCUCGUAAUCGGGGACUUGCAGAUCCCGCACCUUUAGCAGCUCAUUAUCGCGCCCAAGGUGGAGGGUCAGCAGGGCCAGCAGAAUCAAGUGCAGGUUCUGGCGGUGGCAAAAGAUUUAUUGUUUGUGAAUUGAAGGGAAUCGUUCCUGAUGUGUCUACAAAGGCUGAGCAAUGUUGUUGUUCUUCUAAGGCGGACAAUACAAAAUUUAAUAAAGAAGCAGCUGCAGGAUUGCCAGUCUUAGUUAUGAAGCUGUGCUAGUGAUAUUUUUAUCCUGUCGAUACAAUAAAUUUAUAAGUAUAAUAA